Penicillium concentricum is the source of this 1590-nucleotide messenger RNA. RefSeq names its product putative GABA permease. The transcript is spliced from 4 exons. Gene Ontology annotation, molecular function: transmembrane transporter activity. The record is from RefSeq and is a predicted model, not a curated record. Lineage: Eukaryota; Fungi; Ascomycota; Eurotiomycetes; Eurotiales; Aspergillaceae. Bases 1 to 1590 code for a protein of 529 amino acids. Gene Ontology annotation, cellular component: membrane. Gene Ontology annotation, biological process: amino acid transport; transmembrane transport.
AUGGCGACCAAGAUGGCAUUCAAUAGCUCGGCCGACGAGGAUGUCGCUCUUGAGAACAUGGGGUACCAGCAAGAAUUCAAACGAUCGUUUAGUUUGUUGGAUAUGGUGGGCUUCAGUUUCAGUAUUGUGACCUGCUGGACAGCCUUGAGCGGCGUCUUCAUCAUUGGCAUCCAGGCAGGUGGCCCACCUGUCAUGAUUUUCGGCUGGAUGGGGGUCUGUUUGGUCACCAUGCUCAUUGCCCUGGCAAUGGCCGAGAUGUGUUCGCGCUGGCCAGUAGCUGGAGGCCAAUACUCAUGGGUGGCCAUGUUAGCACCGCCUCGUGUUUCCCGACAGUUAUCAUAUAUAACCGGGUGGUUUAUGCUGGCCGGACUUAUUGCCAUGGGUGCGGUCAAUAAUUCCUUGGGAUCUAAUUAUAUCCUAGGUCAAGUCAACCUGGUCUUCCCAGACUUCGUUAUCGAGCGGUGGCACACCGUCCUGGUUGCCUGGGCCGUGGGGCUAUUCUCACUCGCCAUCAAUGUAUUCGCGCCGCACGCUCUGCAUCGUCUAUCCCGCUUCAUCUUGGUGUGGAACAUCACCUCGUUCAUCACUGUGAUCAUCACACUAUUGGCAACAAACCACCAGAAGCGAGAUACAGACUUUGUCUUCCACGAGUUCCGGAAUAUGACCGGCUUUGGUGCUUCGAUGGCCACUAUUAUUGGGAUUCUGCAAAGCUUUUUCAGCAUGUGCUGCUACGAUGCACCGAGUCAUAUGACAGAAGAGAUGACCCACGCCAGUCGAGAUGCACCGAGGGCAAUUAUCAUGACGGUCAUCAUGGGGGCUGUAACUGGACUGCUCUUCCUCCUGACACUGUGCUUUUGCAUGGGUAAUAUCGAAUCAACAGCCAAUUCAAGCACCGGGGUUCCCGUCAUCCAGAUCUUCUACGACUCAACCCAAAGCAAAGUCGGGACCUGCAUUCUAGCGAGUAUGAUCACCGUCAUCAUCAUGAUGUCGUCCAUCGGUCUCGCCGCUGAGGGAUCACGAUCAGUAUAUGCCUUUGCGCGAGACCGUGGGCUUCCAUUUUCGGGCUUGUGGUCUCAAGUCGAGCCGAGGAAGAAGAUACCUCUCUAUGCCAUUUUUCUCACUGUGGGAGUGCAGCUAGGCUUGAAUGCGAUCUACUUCGGUACGGAGACGGGGUUUGAAACGGUGAUUUCGAUAGCUACCACGGGCUUCUACGUUUCCUACAGUCUUGUCCUUUUUUCCAGACUACUUGGCUAUUUCUUCCGUCACCAAUCUCCCUCAUUCGACGGGCCAUAUUCAUUGCCGCUUCCAAUGUCACUCGGUUUCAGUGCGAUUGGCCUGCUAUUUCUGCUAUUCGCUUCUAUUACAUUUAAUUUCCCCUCUGGUGCUCCAGUCACCUCGGAAUCGAUGAAUUAUACCAGUGCAGCUAUCGGUCUGCUGACAUUGCUCAGCCUGGUGACCUGGUUUACUACUGCAACAAGUCAUUUUGCGGGGCCUUCUGAUGUCAGACAUUUGGUUGUCGAUGGCGUAGAAAGCCCACCGACAUUGCAGCCCGCGGAUGAUCUUAGACUGAGAACAAGCAAGGGAGAAUAA